This is a messenger RNA of Spathaspora passalidarum NRRL Y-27907, 3093 nucleotides long. RefSeq names its product Msu1p (gene MSU1). NCBI's taxonomy places the organism in Eukaryota, Fungi, Ascomycota, Pichiomycetes, Serinales, Debaryomycetaceae. Gene Ontology annotation, biological process: mRNA catabolic process. The record is from RefSeq and is a predicted model, not a curated record. Gene Ontology annotation, cellular component: exosome (RNase complex); P-body. The coding region runs from base 1 to 3093 and encodes 1030 amino acids. The transcript has a single exon. Gene Ontology annotation, molecular function: RNA binding; 3'-5'-RNA exonuclease activity.
AUGAAACUUAUCAACGAGAAAUCUACAAAAUUCUUGGGUAAAUAUGUUGAUCCCACAAGUAAGCUUGAUCUCAGACUAUCCUCCAAGAAAAUCCUACUGGAGAUAGAAGAGGCAUUUAUCAAGAGAGGCAACGACAGAUUUGUCACUCCAUCCAAGGCAUGGAAGGAAAAUGUUCUUUCCGGGGAGGAAUCCAAAGGUAUAAGCGAACAAAUCAGCCUGUGUUUAUCAAAUUCCAAGGUGAAUGGUGCUUGUAUUGUUCAACCUCCCAAAGUUGGUGAUAUCGUUACAUUGUCCGACAAUUUGCGCUUGUAUAUAAUAGCAGCUGGUCCAAAAAGUAUCAAAUCAGGUUCAUACACUUUUAUAAAUGCCAGAGGUGAGAUUGUGUUUGGAAAAAGUGGUAUGAUCCGUGACAGAGUUCCCGGAGCAAUCCCCCAGAGAUUUCAUGAUUAUUUGGGAAAUUGUGUUUCUUUAGAACAGAAAUUCGAUGGUGUUGCUCCUGUAGGAAUGGCAGAAAGUUUGACUAGAUCCGCACCAGAAACUAUCAAGACUAAAGACGAGAAGAUGAAUGAUUUGGAAGAACCGGAAGUGAAUGACCCUACUGACUUUGUAGUUUCCCAAGCUACAUCCCAAUUACUUGUGGAUACAGACAUCAAUACCUAUAUUGUCCCGCUUUUAGCAAGAAGUACUUAUGCGGGAGCAUUGUCCCAGUUAUGUAUCGACUCAUUCAAGAAAGUUAGUAGUAUCAACCAGAAACUAGAAAGAUUACACAGAACUUUGCAAUAUGAUGCUGAUGGAAACUUGAACGUGCCAAGAACACUUACUAUUUUCGAAAUAUUAUACCAUUUGGAACAGAAUCCAAAAAAUUCUAUCCAGUCUAAACAAAAUGGAAAUUCCAAACUUGGUGUGUCACUUGACUUUAGUCAGAACUAUGAAGACUACGACUAUAGUGCUUCAACGUAUUUGGCUACCUUAUUUGCAUUACGUAAACAAUCCAGACUUUGGAAUUUAGAAGCCACAUCUCAAAACGAGUGUCAAACCAGAGUCACAGUUUUGCCGGUUUCUGAUGUUUCUUAUAUUGACAGGGUGAUGAAAUAUCUCAAAGAAGGCGGAAUUGACGAAUUUUCAAAAUAUUGUGCUGGAAUAUUAUCAGGCGAGAAACCUACUAAGCAACCUCCAUUGUACAUCGAUAUAAUUGGAAUGUUGAAAGACUUUGUUAACCGUAAAUUCGACCAUGACCCAGCAGUUGAAACUGUUUUAGUGUAUGUUUUGAGGGGAAUUGAAAAGCACAUGCUACCAUCAAACCUAGUUUUCGAAACUUCAAACUAUGUGAAUGAAUAUUCCAGAACAAGGGCAUAUGAUUUAUUGGUUGAACUUGAAAAGAAUGAUUCAAUAGUUAAUCCAUUUAAAUGGUCAAAGACCAGUAGCUGGCCCAACGAAAAGACUUCAUAUGUUUCUGACUUGUCUCAAUCGUAUUAUGACUGUCUUGAUGAUAAUGCAACCACCUCUAGUGAGAAUACUGGUCUCGACCAACUUGAUCAACAACAAUUAUCGAACUUGAAUGAACCAAUUGAUCUGACUCAGAUGGGCUAUUCCAAUGAUUUCUUUGAUUCAGAUCCUAUGAAUGACAUAAGAGAAGAUCUUACCAACGUCCUGGUGUACUGUAUUGAUAGUGAGUUUGCCCAUGAAAUUGAUGACGGUAUUUCAAUUCACGAAGAUGAAGGCAAAUAUGUGAUUUCAGUGCAUAUUGCUGAACCAAGUUCAUACGUUAAGCCUGACUCGACCCUCAGUUCAAUUGCGUUUAAUAGGACCUCCACUCAAUAUUUCCCUGAAACUGCAUUGUUAAUGUUCCCACCCAUUAUUUCUAACUUGAGCGGAUUGGGAAUUGAUUCCCAAGACACAAGGGCAUUCAGUAUACAAUAUAAAUUGGACAAAGGUCUCCUUGACGAGUUCUUCAAGCAGAGAUUGACUGAUCCAGAGUCAAGCAUUGAUUCCACAUUAUUAAACACUGUAAAGUCGCAAAUUGAACAGACUAAGGAAAUAAAGUAUAGCUUAUUAAGAAAUUUCCGCCAAGGGUUCACGUAUAAGAAAGUAGCUAAGGUGUUGCGAAGUGAAAACAGACAGGAAUUAUACAGGACAGACCAAGAUUACAACAAUUUAUUCAAGUUAUUUCAAUUAUCAACUAUUCUCAACGGGAUAAGGAGUCAAAAUAUACCAGUUGAGAUGACUCAGAAUAACAGCAAUCUCCAGGUUUUAGAGACUGGCGAUGACAUCGCGUCCGAAAGUCGUUAUAUAGAAAAAGGUGAAGGACACGAAAUCCGAGUAAAGAAUUCGCGUCAAUCGAUUAUCAUCCCCAAAGAACUUGAUAUUGAAGAUUCGGUGAGUUUAGUUACUGAAAACAUGAUCUUUGCCAAUUAUUUAACAGGUGCCAUAGCCAAAGAGAAGAACAUCAAGAUUCUCUAUAGAACAUUUGAAUUCAACAUUUCUGACGAACUUAAGAAACAAUUCCAAGAGUUAAGACUGGGGAAUUCCAUCCGAAAAGAUGAAUUUGAUUUUGGAAGUUUUGUGAGCCUUGCCAAAUAUACUGUCUCACAUGGAACUCAUGCCCUUGUUGGACUUGGAUCAUAUACAACCAUCACUUCACCCAUGAGAAGAUACGUUGAUAUGAUCAAUCAAUGGAAGUUCCAGGAUUAUUUCCUUGGCCGCGAAGAAGGGUUUAUCAAGGAUUCAAAUCUUGAAAAUAUUGCCAAUAUCGUGAAUUCAAAAGCAGCGUACGCAAAGAAACCAAGCGCUUAUGCACAAAAAUUCUGGACUGGUAUUUUUCUUCGUGAAUACAAGAGAUUGUUUGAAGCUGGCGAGAUCAAGAAUCCUAUUGAGUUUUCUCUUGUGUUGAAAGCAGCUCCCAGAAAAGAUGCUGUUAUUGGUGUUACUUGUGAGAAAUUCCCCAAUAUGAUUGCCAAUCUUGAAGUUUCAGAUGCUCUUAUGGAGGAUUACAAGAAUGGACUUAUCGGUAAGGAUGGUAGAAUAAGUUCAAACAGACUCCAAAUCGCGAGAAUUGACUAUGUCGAAGAUGAUUUGCUAUUCAAAUAUGUUUAA